This is a messenger RNA of Camelina sativa (false flax), 1653 nucleotides long. Its product is annotated as 3-ketoacyl-CoA synthase 17. The record is from RefSeq and is a predicted model, not a curated record. Gene Ontology annotation, molecular function: acyltransferase activity, transferring groups other than amino-acyl groups. Gene Ontology annotation, biological process: fatty acid biosynthetic process. Lineage: Eukaryota; Viridiplantae; Streptophyta; Magnoliopsida; Brassicales; Brassicaceae. Gene Ontology annotation, cellular component: membrane.
UUUCUCACCAGCAUCAGCAACAAGUUUCCAUGGACUCCCAAGACUACGUCAAGCUUGGUUAUCACUACCUGAUUACUCACUUUUUGAAGUUCAUGCUCGUCCCUCUUGUAAUGGCGGUUUUGUUCACGAACGUCUCCUUAUUAACUCUAAACCAGCUCCAGUACAAUCUCGUCGGAGUCAUCUCCCUUAUCACAUUCGCCAUAUUCGGAUGCACAGUCUUCUUCAUGUCACGACCUAGAUCCGUUUACCUUGUCGAUUACUCCUGCUACUUACCACCGUCGGAUCAAAAAGUUAGUUACCAAAAAUUCAUGAAUAACUCUAGUUUGAUUCAAGAUUUCAGCGAAUCGUCGCUUGAGUUCCAACGAAAGAUCUUGGUUCGAUCCGGUCUCGGAGAAGAGACUUAUUUACCGGAGUCUAUUCACUGCACCCCGCCGCGUCCCACUAUGGCCGCUGCGCGUGAGGAAGCAGAGCAGGUAAUCUUCGGUGCACUCGAUAACCUCUUCGAGAAUACCAAAAUCAAUCCUAGAGAGAUUGGUGUUCUUGUUGUGAACUGUAGUUUGUUUAACCCUACGCCUUCUUUAUCCGCCAUGAUUGUUAACAAGUAUAAACUAAGAGGAAACGUCAAGAGCUUUAACCUUGGUGGAAUGGGAUGUAGUGCUGGUGUUAUCGCGAUUGAUCUCGCUAGUGACAUGUUACAGAUACAUAGGAACACUUUUGCUCUUGUGGUUAGUACUGAGAACAUUACUCAGAAUUGGUAUUUUGGUAACAAGAAAGCAAUGUUGAUCCCUAAUUGCUUGUUUAGAGUUGGUGGCUCUGCGGUUCUGCUUUCCAACAAGCCUUUGGAUCGAAAACGCUCCAAGUAUAAGCUUGUUCAUACGGUAAGGACUCAUAAAGGAUCUGAUGAGAAAGCAUUCAGUUGUGUGUACCAAGAACAAGACGAGUGUUUAAAAACCGGAGUUUCUUUAUCGAAAGAUCUUAUGGCUAUAGCCGGAGAAGCUUUGAAGACUAAUAUCACCACUUUGGGUCCUCUGGUUCUUCCUAUAAGCGAGCAGAUCCUCUUCUUUGCGACUUUUGUUGCUAAGAGACUGUUCAACGCCAAGAAACAGAAGCCUUACAUACCCGAUUUCAAGCUUGCCUUUGAUCAUUUCUGUAUUCACGCGGGAGGUAGAGCCGUGAUCGAUGAACUAGAGAAGAGUUUAAAGCUUUCGCCAAGACAUGUCGAGGCGUCUAGAAUGACACUGCACAGAUUUGGAAACACUUCCUCGAGCUCUAUAUGGUAUGAAUUGGCUUACACGGAAGCCAAAGGAAGAAUGAGGAAAGGGAACAGAGUUUGGCAGAUUGCUUUUGGAAGCGGGUUUAAAUGUAACAGCGCGGUUUGGGUGGCUCUCCGCGAUGUCGAGCCCUCGUUUAAAAAUCCUUGGGAACAUUGCAUCGAUAGAUAUCCGGUUAAGAUCGAUCUUUGAACUCGUAAGAACGGUAGAUUGGUCUGGAAACAUGGUUAGUCCUCCAUGUACCAAAAAAAAAAGGUUAACUCUUAUAUCUUUUGUUCUUUACCAAGGGGUCAAGAAAAUCAGUGGAAGGUUAAUGUAUGUUUGUAUAUGUUGUGUAUAAAGGUAACCCUUAAUUAAUGACCAAGAAUGGUUAUGAAGUCAA